Messenger RNA from Oikopleura dioica, 453 nucleotides. The record is from the annotation of a GenBank genome assembly. NCBI's taxonomy places the organism in Eukaryota, Metazoa, Chordata, Appendicularia, Copelata, Oikopleuridae.
AUGGGCGAUAGCAAAAAGUUUUUGAUGUCGCCCCCGCCCGUUGACCCAGUUGCUGAAAAACUAGCCGAUAUUCUUUCUUCAAUGGAAAAAGCUUCGCAAGAGAACAUAAAGAAAUUGAAUUCUGUUGAGCAUGAAGAUUGUCUGAUGAUGACGGAAUUUACAUCCAACUCUUUGAUAAAUUACACUUCGCCAGUUUCCCCUGUCAAAGUUGCCCAGACAAAGCGGCUGAAAAAGUUGCGAGACUCGUCAGAUUCUGAAGAUUUAUUGAUUCUCAGGCAAGAAUUGCAAGCAGAACAACUCAAGUCUAAAAGUCUUCAAGAAGAGCUUCAAAAAUCGCUGAAAAGAGAGCAGCUUUUACGAUCCCAAUGCGAGGAUCUAUUUCAGGCGCUCGAACGAAAUAAAUUGCGCGAAGUCGGCAACUCGGCAAAGUUGAUGGACGUCAAACCGUUUUAA